AAAGUUUCUGAAAAGGAGGAGUAAAAUUUAUAAACCUACGCUCCCCGUCCUACCCCGUAACGCCGCAUCAGCACCGAUUCGCAGUUUUUCUUUAUUCUUAUUUUAUUACUUCCUUACCAAGAUGGCUGGAGUAGUUCUUGAGACACUUAGCAAUAAAAAGCUAAUAGUACUUAGCUUUUCGCUAGUUCUCAUUCUCAUUGUCUUCUUUUUAAUUGGAGGCCUUAUUGCUCCAGCUCCGAAUAGUGUGAUGGAUACUCUGACAGUUAAAUGCUAUGAUAAAGAUAACCUGUGGCAAAUUAAUGAAAUUAAGCCUUUCGUCCCAAGAGGUGAAAACAAAUGUACUGAUAUUCAAAGUUUAAAUGACCCAAAAAUAGAAAAAUACCACAUUGAUGCCAAUGAAAUUGUGUUUUCACAAAUGAUUCCUUUGCCACGAGACAACAAACAACUUGAUAUGUCAAGAUGGUUUCAGAGCCUCAUAAGUGUUAUCAAUUUAAAUGUUGAAUACAAAAAUGACAACCCUUAUCCUGAAAAGGAGAAACCAGAGAUGUUAAUUGAAGCCAGACUAUUCUACAAAGACAAGGAAGACAAAGAUUGGAAACUGCUUGCUCAGUCCACAGAAAAAAGAAACCUGGACUGCUCUAUUGAGGAUGACAAGCGUGUAGAUGGCAACUCAUACAACUGUGAUUUGAUUCCACUGUUUGAGUUAGGGAGUGUCCACUAUGACUACUACCUUAUCAACAUACGUUUACCAGUCAACCUGAAGAACACCGUCAACCAUUUUGGCCAGUUGGGAGACAUGUACAUUAUUUUCAUUUUCCAGAAUGGUGGUUUCACAAAAGUGUGGUUUUCCAUAAAAACCACCAUUUUCCCAGUGGUAAUAGCUGUGCUUGUGUGGUUCUGGAGGAGAGUCAUGACCCAAGGACGCUCCACCAAUCUGACAGAAAGAACUAUAUUUUCUCUUGGAAUCAUCCUCUCCAUUAUGAACUGUCCAAUAGAAUGGCUGACUCUGUUUGUCAACAUGCCCUUUAUGAUGUUGCUCAAUGAUAUCAGAGAUGGAGCAUUCUACGCAAUGCUUCUUUCAUUCUGGUUAAUUUUUGUGGGUGAACAUCUGAUGGAUCAAGUUGAAAGAAACAAGCUCUCUGCCUACUGGAAACAUCUGACUGUUGUUAUCCUUGCCUGUCUUGCAUUGUUCAUCUUUGAGAUGUGUGAAAGAGGGACACACUUGACAAACCCCUUUUACAGCAUCUGGUCAUCAGAGGCAGGUGGUACAGCUGCAUUUGGUUUCAUCAUCACAGCUGGUGUCGCUGCUUGUCUCUAUUUCAUCUUCCUGUGCUACCUUGUGUUUAAGGUUUUCAGGAAUAUUAGCGCCAAGCGAAACUCACUAUUGCACAUGAGCACCCUGCGCAGACAAUAUUACUCUGGACGUAUUUUCAGAUUCAAGUUCCUCAUGGUGGUGACAUUGCUGUGCGCUGCACUAACGGUCAUCUUCUUCAUCAUUGGUCAGCUGAGUGAGGGUCAGUGGAAAUGGGCUGACGUUGAUGUCAGUCUGGAGUACACCAGUGCUUUCCUCACAGGUGUUUAUGGAAUGUGGAACGUCUAUGUGAUUGCUCUUCUGUGCCUGUACGCUCCCUCUCACAAGAAGUUUGCCACUGAUAUUGUCAAUUCAAAGCUGCCUGAGCAUCUAGCUGUAGGCAAAGUCCAUACCUUGGCACUGCUAGAGAGUUUUGGCCCUGAGAAGGUGGGAAUAUGGACCUUAACAAACCCUCAACAGGUAAACCACUUUAUUCACAAAAAUUUACAUUAUGUUAAGUUAAAAGCUGUAAAUAAAUGUUUAUUUCCAUUUGAGAGAUUCUUAACCACAGCUUUCCUUGCUGCAAAUUAUUUUGCUUACAAAAAACUGUUAGCAUCAAUAUACUUUUGUAAAUAAUAUUUUGGUAAAGAACGUAAACAAAUAGAUUUUUAAUCAUGUAAAAUAAUUGGUUGAAAAUACCCAGUUUUAAAAAGUUGACAAUAUUCUACUAUUGUACUAAAAUGUAAUGCUAACCACAUCUGUUUAGUGUAGUGUAGCAAAAACAGUAGCUUCAUAAUAUGUUACAUAUGGUAUCAACUUUGUCCAUAAUAUUGUUUGAGCACUAUUUAAAGAAAGAAGAAUCAAAAGCUCUGUGUUCAUUACCUGUACUGCUGUUUAAAGACAAAAACUUUACAAGCUGAUUUUGUUACAUUCAAGUUUUACCUUGUUCAUAUGGGUGGUAUUUCAUAUAUAAAUAGUUUCAUUUGAAGCUGGCUUGUAACUUACAUAUCAUGUGUUGUGACAUUAUUCUAGUUUAAGUCUCAUCUACAAGCAAUAAUAGCUACCCAAUCUUGAUGUUCUAAUGUAAUUUACAAAUCUUUGAGUUGUGAUGGAAUUAUUCUACUUAAAGUAUUAAUGUAAUUUAUAAAUAAUGUGUAAUGAAAUUAAGCUAGUUAAAGUAUUAAUGUAAUUUACAAUUCAUGUGUUUGAAAUUUAAAGUCUUAGCUACAAGCAAUAAUAGCUUUCCAUUUGUUGUCCUCUGCAGCCAAAAGUUUUUUUUUCUCUACAACCUGAUUGUUUUUUAAAUUUAAUUUUCGAUACAAAUCGAUUUUUCUCCCACAGCAAAAGAAUGUUAUUAUAAAAAUUAAAGUACUUUUCUAAGAAACCCAAAUAUUUCACAAGCCAAAUUUAAUUUUUUUUCAUCUCAAAUUUUUUUUUAUCACAUACCCCCUUAUAAUUUUUUUCCCCAUUCAGCUUAUUAAGAGAUAAAAUAUUUAAUCUGUGCUAAGGUUUAAGAUGUCAUAAAUAUUUAAUUAUGCCAACAUCGUGAACCAUCUAUAGGAAUAGUUUUUCUACCAACAGAUUCUCCAUACACACAGAUUAAUUAUAUUUAUUUAUUUAAGUCUGAAGCUUGAAAGGGCUAUCAUUAUUUUUUUUUAAUUGUAAUUUUGACCUGUUGAAGUAAGAAAAAUAAAUUGUAGUGACAAUUUUUUUUUUUUUGGAAAACUUCAGUAAUUUAUCUUUUGGCAUAAAUAUUUCCCUUAAGUCAAAUAGUCAUUUUAAAGAGAAUUUUUUAUGUGCAAUGUUUGCUAUUUUCUGAGCUUUUUUUUUCUAUUGUUCCAGUCCUAUGUUGCCAUUAUUAUUUUUAAAUUUUGACCUUUUUAAAAAUUUCUACUGACUGCCAACAUUAAGGAUUUGCUUCCACAUUAUAUCUCAGAGCUGAUUUUUAAAUUUUCAACUGCAUUAUUUUGUUCUUUAGGGACUAGACAGAUUUUUAUUCCAAAUUUUUAAUGUUUGUUUCCAAUAUAUUAUAACAGUUUCCAAGUAUUGGAGGAAGUGAAAAACAAAAACUGCUGAUACAGCAACUUGAUCAGCCAAGCAAGUGAACUUUGAUUUCACGGUGAACUUUUGGUUCACUCUUGGUUUGUUUUGUAGAUCUACAGAUAGCUAGUUGUUAACAGUUAGACUUUUUAUUUUCCUCUAGUUGGGUAGUAUUUCCUUCUCAUGAUAUUACACCUGUAUUUUUAUACAACUUUACAAACUUAUACUGAUUAUUUUUAAAUUCAUAUUUUUAAUAUUUACUUUUUAGAUUUAAAGAACCAUUUAUUAGUUUAUAUAACCACUACACCCCC
Physella acuta is the source of this 3642-nucleotide messenger RNA. RefSeq names its product protein wntless homolog B. The record is from RefSeq and is a predicted model, not a curated record. Gene Ontology annotation, molecular function: Wnt-protein binding. Lineage: Eukaryota; Metazoa; Mollusca; Gastropoda; Physidae. Gene Ontology annotation, cellular component: organelle membrane; endomembrane system. Gene Ontology annotation, biological process: Wnt signaling pathway; Wnt protein secretion; intracellular protein transport.